Messenger RNA from Nicotiana tabacum (common tobacco), 555 nucleotides. NCBI's taxonomy places the organism in Eukaryota, Viridiplantae, Streptophyta, Magnoliopsida, Solanales, Solanaceae. The record is from RefSeq and is a predicted model, not a curated record.
AUGCUAGCUGAACUUGCAGAGGAUGCAGCUUUGCUCGGAAGCGGCGUGGAUGUGAAGCUUGAUACCCAAGUCAUCCCAAUAAGGGGUAGUUUCAAGUAUCUCUGGUCUAUAAUCCAAAGUAACGGGGAGAUUGAUGGUGAGGUUUCCCACUGUAUCGCUGAGUGGUGGAUGAAAUGUUGGCUCGCAUCCGGUGUUUUGUCUGAGAAGAAAGUGCCACCAAGACUUAAGGGUAAGUUCAACAGAGUGUUGGUUAGACCUACUAUGUUGUAUUGGGCUAAGUGUUGGCCAGUCAAGAACUCCCAUGUUCAGAGAAUGAAAGUAGCAGAAAUGAGGAUGCUGAGAUUGAUGUAUGGGCAUACCAUGAUAGAUAAGAUUAGGAACGAAGUUAUUCAGGACAAAGUGGAAGUGGCCCUCGUGGAGGACCAGAUGCGAGAGUUGAGGCUGAGAUGGUUCGGGCACAUGCAUAGGAGGAGUACGGAUGCUCCUGUUAGGAGGUGUGAGAGGUUGGCCAUGGCGGGGCUGAGAAGGGUUAGAGGAAGGCCGAAGAAGUAUUGA